Messenger RNA from Apis cerana (Asiatic honeybee), 7192 nucleotides. Its product is annotated as interferon-inducible double-stranded RNA-dependent protein kinase activator A homolog. The record is from RefSeq and is a predicted model, not a curated record. Gene Ontology annotation, biological process: regulation of regulatory ncRNA processing; siRNA processing. Lineage: Eukaryota; Metazoa; Arthropoda; Insecta; Hymenoptera; Apidae. Gene Ontology annotation, molecular function: double-stranded RNA binding; siRNA binding. Gene Ontology annotation, cellular component: RISC-loading complex; RISC complex; cytoplasm.
CGUGCUCUUUGCGUCUAUAAAAACUGUUCACAUCGCUUACUGCGGCAGAAUCAGAAACGAGGAAGAUUCUCCGGUAGUCAGUAAACCACUUUUCUGUCGUCAAACGGAUCAAGCUUUUUGUGAGACUUGGAUCGGUCACAAAAAGCGGGAUUCGCUUUUCGCAUAGGAAUUGGCCUGUUAAGGAGCCAGUUUAUAUAUAUAUAGAACGUUUGAAAAUUGUGAGUAAAGGUAGUGACUUUUUUGAUUUUGUGUAGCGGACGAUACUGUGACCGGUUGGUCUAUGCACUUCUUUAUCAUCGUUUUAAAUAGAAUCCUGUCAGUGAUGAAAGUCGUCAUGGACUUUCAGUUCUCGGUGAAAUUAUAAUAAAGCUUAACCUUUGUAUUUCGUUAUUGAAUUUUUUAAGCUUUACAUACUAGAAUUAAUCAAUGAAUUUUAUAACAAUCAUGGCCGCCAGCCGGUUUUCCUACCGUUUUAUACUGCAUAGAUCUUGUGUUCCUCAUUAACUACUUUACUAAAAUAUUUAUAGGAUUUUAUUAUUGAAUAUAUUAUGGAUUCACAUGCUGUAGAAAUGGAAGAAAUUCAUCAACCACAACAAGUUGGGCCUAAUAUGAUGCCCAAUGUAGGUGGGGUUCCUAACCAUUCAAAUAAUGUUAAUCGGCGUAACAGAGUUCGAUCAUCAUUACAUAGUUUGAUGAUAGGAAAACGUCCAAUAAGUGAGGCUGCUCAAUUGGAGAUGAAAUCAUUGUCUAACAAAACACCAGUUUCUAUUCUUCAGGAAUUGCUUUCUCGUAGGGGCACAACACCAAAGUAUGAGUUAAUACAAGUAGAGGGUGCUAUCCAUGAGCCUAUUUUUCGUUACCGUGUUACUGUUGCUGAUGUUGUUGAUCCAAUUGUUUCAGCAAUGGGGACAGGAAAAUCAAAGAAAGAAGCAAAACAUGCUGCUGCAAGGGCUGUAUUGGAUAAAUUAUGUAGAUUAAAUAGUGAAUCACCAGAUUCUCCACUUCCAAAUAGUAUACCAGAUUCUGAGAAUUUGCAAGAAUUAUCUGGAUAUGGAGAAGAAAAAAUAAUUACAAAUCCAAUUGGAGCAUUACAAGAAAUGUGUAUGUCACGUCAUUGGCCUCCACCAAAAUAUACAAUAGAAAAUGAAGAGGGUUUGCCACAUGAAAGACAAUUCACAAUUGUCUGUUCUGUUUUAAAAUAUCGAGAAGUUGGUCAAGGAAAAAGUAAAAAAGUUGCAAAAAGACAUGCAGCUCAUAAAAUGUGGCAAGCUUUACAUUAUAUGACUACAGAAAAUCCUAAUAUAGAUGAAGAUGAGGUUUUACAAAGAAAUGCAAAUGUGAGUGCCCGUUAUGCUGAUUUGAAAGGUAGCAAAAUUUCAACACUGACUACUAUUCAUAGCCUUAAGGUUUCACAAUUUCAUAAAAGUUUGAAGUCAUCCACUGGUGUUAAACUUUUUGAAUUACAGAAUACAUGUUUAAAUGAUGGCGAUGUAAAUUUAGUACAGUUUUUGCAAGAAAUUGCUUCAGAGCAGCAAUUUGAAGUAACUUAUGUUGAUAUUGAAGAAAAGUCUAUCAGUGGUAAAUGCCAGUGCCUUGUGCAGCUGUCUACUCUGCCAGUGGCAGUUUGCUAUGGUUGUGGUGUUACUAGUAAAGAUGCUCAAGCUAGUGCUGCUCAAAACGCUUUGGAAUAUCUCAAAAUCAUGACCAAAAAGUGAGCCAGCGCUUUGCUCCUGCCAGCUGUCACUAUUAAAUGUAAAUCUCAUAAUAAUUUGCUGUCCAAAAACCAAAAUAACAAUACAGAUUCAAAAAUGUUAUCAAACAAUCAAGUAUCAGAUAAAGGUAAAAGCAAUCAAAAACUUGAUCACAUGGGGAACAAAAGUAGAUUAUCAAAACCAUCUAUCAGAGCAGUAAAUACUACGAUGGGGAAUAAAGAUACUACAUUAAGUACAAUCACUACAUCAACAUCAACUGUUACAGUUUCUUCAAAUAGGAUGAAUUCAUCUAUAAAAAAGAACAGUGGAAAUAACGAGAAUUUAAAAUCUAAUGAACAACUAACAAAGAAUACGUCACUUGUAACCACAAAUCAAUCUAAUUCUACUUUCAAUACUAUAAGAGGUGUUAAUACAACUUGUGUUGGUAGUAAUGUUUCUCAUGAGAGUACAUCUAAAUCAAAAGAUUAUUCUAUAAAAAAAUUUUCCAAUGAAAUUGAUUCAAAAAUGAAAAAUUAUCAAAUACAAUCAGAAUACAAAGAAUCACCUGUAAGCAAUCAAGAUUAUAAGACAAGGAAUAGUGCGAAUAUAAACAAUUUAUCAUCGAGAUUUGUAAAUCAAUCUGUUCAAGCGUUACAUAGAGACAACCAUGGAACUUCUUCCAAUACACAUCAAUCUCGACCAGCAUCACGGAAUGAUAACACUGCGUUUGCCAUAGCUAGAAAAGCAUUGGAGCAACAAAAUUCGACAUCGAAGACGACACCGAUUAAUUUUCCACCUUUACGUGCUCCACAGAGUAUCGUCAAUGUUCAUCAUCCUUUUGUCACAGAAGCAAGAACUAAACAUAAUGAUAUCGAUGGUCCAAAUUCUAAAUCAAAAUUGAAUAUGGUGAGUUCUUUGCAAAGUGGUGUGAAAGAUCUCGAUCACAAUAGACAAACCUUUCAUAGCUAUGGCACAUCUCAGAUCGCUGGUAUUCCCAAUGUUCAAAAUUUAAGUAAUGUUACGGCGAAUAUAUCACCUUAUCCUAGACCGGAAAGUUUUCCCCAACCAACUGUUGCAAGUAUGCUAUUUCCUGAUACUUCUCAGUUUCCUCAAUCACCUCCGUUUAAUACAACACAAAUUGGACAGCUAAAUCAGUAUCAAACAUAUGAUCCUGGUAGUUUUGCAACUACACCAGUGAAUGUGAACCCUGUAAUUCCUCAAUUUUCCGCAGAAAGUUCCAUUCCAUAUCCACAAUACGAUAAUCCUCCUCAAUUCGUGCAGCCGAAUCAUUAUCCAACGGCGGAUAUAGCCAAUAGUCAAUAUCAAUACCAAGCAGCAAGUGUAGGACAAUUACAGGACUCACAGAUGUUUAUACAAAGUUUACAGAGUUCUAUCGCUGUAACAGAUCAAUAUGCUGCUCCAAAUUACGCUAGAACAGUCAGAGCAGAAUUAAUACCACGAUUGAGGAGGCCACCAAGAUUCAACAAGUAAAAAUGAUUUUUUACAUAUAUAUAUAUAUAUAUAUAUAUAUAUAUAUAAAAGAAUGAAAAUUUGUCACAAAUAUAAGAAGAGUAAAAUGAAAAAUAAAUUUAAAUAAAAUGAUAUAAAAAGACAUAAAGUCAUGAAAUAUGAUAAUAUUUCAAUAAAAAUAAAAUAUUCACGUGUAUCUUAUGCAUUGUUGCGAAAAUUAGGAACUAAUUUGCCAAUCUACUUAGUCGAUAUGUUAUAUGGAGGAGAUUUGGUAAAAAUUAUUUCAAUUUUUGAUCCAUUUUGAAAUAAAUUUUAACCAGUCUAUACGAAUUGAUGUGUAUUACGAAUUGUAUGUAAAUGAUAACUGGUAUUUUGGCAAAAAUAUAUAUAGAUACACGGUUAAUGACCAUCAUUAAUAAUCAUUCGAAAAAAUUCUGCCUGAAAUGAUUUUACACAUAUAUAUAUACAUACAAAAAAAAAAACAUUAGGAAGUGACAAGAAAAAAAAAUCAUUUUGACUUGUUUCUAUCAUUAAAUGUGACACGGCAGGGCAUAGUGAGUUGAGCUCGAUUAUAAUUUUAUGACGUAAUUUAUCUAAUAUCAUUGAAUUUGAGAGAACGAAUGAACGAGUGAGCGAAUGAACGAACGAGCGAACGAGCGAGCGAGAGAGAGAGAAAGGAAAGAAAAAAAAAAGAGGCAAUUGCAACCAGUUUGUUAAAUUGUACAUAAAUUAUGACUAUCGAUAAGAAUAGUUUCAUUUCUAUAAAUAUAUAGUAUUUGCGAAAAUGAUUCUGGACAAAUUUGUUUUCGUCAAGAUUGAUUAGUGAAAGCAAAUUUGUUAGUUAGUGGAGCAGAAUUCAUAAUCAUGUUCCACGUAAAAAUCCAUAGGAAAAAAAAAAAAUUUAUGAAAUAGAAGGAAGAGAAAAAGAAAAAAAGCAAAAUUAUGAUUAUAAUAAUGAUAAGUCUUAGUUUUAAUGAAUGGUAUCCUACAAGCUAUACUUUGCAUAGAAUUAGUGGAGGUUUUCCAAUAUUUGCAUAUUACUUAGCUUAUUGCUAUGUUUUUAAUGUGCUUCACUAUUUAUAUAUGAAAUGACGGUGUAACGAUGUUCAUUGCAAUGCGAUUAUAUAUAAAAACAACUCCUUUGUAGAAGAAAAUAAAAAAAUGUGAGAUGUUUGAAAAUUAAAUAAUAAAAUAAACAAAAUUUUUAGUCUUUCGAAUAAUUCGCUUAAUUUGAACAUCGUAUCUCCAUCAAACGUAUGCACAGUGCAAACGUAGCUUUCGGCGAUCCGAGUAUAUCCGAGGGUGAUCGCGAUAAAGUAACGAUAUAAUCUUUCAGUGGUGUAUGUUUUUUCUUUAGUAUGGUAGCUCAUAAACUCAUAAGCAUCACAUAUUAAUACGCAUAAGGUUAAUCGUUAAGAGAAAUCCUCAUUAAAUACGCAUCUCGUAUUAAACAAAACUAUAUAUAUACUCGUGUGUAUUAAAUUUUUGAAUUGCUAAUGUGCGUUAACGUCACCGAAUAAGACAUUUAUACUAAGAAGAGAAGAAUAAUAUUGCGUAUGGACGUAUCUAGCGUCAAGAGGAUAUGAUGAAUUGAAAAAAAAAAAUGGAAAAGAAAAAAAGUUAAGGUAAGAUGGAAAAAAAAAGUGAAAUGAAGUAUAGAAAGAAAAGAUACAUUGCAUAAUAAUGCAAUUUUUAAUCAUGGAUCAUCAUCCUGUUUGUGAAUGACAUAAUUACGAAAAAAUGUAAUUUUUCCGUGACGAUCGAGAAAAUAAGUGCGAGAAAAUAUUCGUUGUAAAAUCAAUCGACGAAUACUACGAAUUUUUCGUCGAAUCUUGCGUUAAUUAAUAUUUCCGCCUAAAGAAAUCUGUGUGUGCAUACGCAAUUUCGUCCAGCGAUGAUUUUUUUAUUCUCGCUUCCUUCAAUGAAUCAUUAAUAGCCUAGUAGCAUUAGAUAGAUAUGUAUUUUAUCUAUUUUUAUUUUUUGAAAAUUUAGAAAACGAAUUUAUUCAUAUUGUUUUCUUUUUCGCAUUGAAAAGCAACUUGUUUGGACUUCUGGACGUUGUUUACAGAUAUAUAUUCUCAUAUGAGAUUUUUGAAUAUCUCUUCAGUAGUCUAUAUAAAAUAUACAUUGUAGUUCGUAUACAUUGUAAUAUAAUAUUUGCAUAUAUUGCAAUCAUUAACGAAUUGUUAUAUCAUCUUUAUUAUCUACGAAUAUAUAUCUGGAAAUUUGUCUGUAAGCUUGAAUAAGUCUGAAAGUUCAGUGUUCAUUUAACUUAUACUGAUAUUAUUAUUGUUACUUUUCGAACAAUCGAGUAUUCUAAUAGGAUCGAAAGCGAACGUAACAUGCAAAUAAAAUGUGAAAUUUUACAUGUAAAAAUUUCACGUAUGAAAUGGUGUAUGCAUACUAUAUUAAAUCAUCGACUCGAUAUAGUGGUGCAAUAACAAGCUGAUGGAUAAUCGCGCAUAACUACGAUAUCUUGCCCCGCAUCUGACAUAAAUAUAUCGAUAGUACAAAAAAGAGUUCAUUUUCUGUAAGUAUAAUUCGUGGGCCAGGGUAACAUGGAAAUGCGUGAUGCUGAAUGAGAGAGAGAGCGAAAGAGAAAUUAGAGAAAGCGAGUGAAUGAGCAAAACGAUAAAUGUGCCUCAACACGAGUAUUAGGAGGAGAUAAAGGAAAUUAAUGAAACUACCCUAAGGUGUGGAUGUUUCAAAAAAUCGCGACAUGAUUUCUUGGUUGGAGCAUAUUUCAUACAUUUGGAAAAUAGGCAUUACUUACAUGCAAAGUAUAGAAUGUGUAUGCGUAUAAACGGAAGUACAUUGCUAGGUUGAUAUUGCAAUCAAUUAUUUCUUUAAUGAUACAAAAAUACGAUAAAAAGAGAGAAAAAACGAGGAAAGCGUUGUAGAAAGAAUAGAACAGAGCGAUUUGAUUUGUGGAUCAUGAUCAUUGAAUCUAACUAAAUUCUUUUCGAGCAAAUGUAACAGUUGUGUUUGAUCAUGAUACAAAACGCUUAAUUGCUAUUACGGGUGAUGCUAAUUGUUUUCUGUAAUUAUAUUUAUUUUUUUAGAUUUUAUGGAAUUAGAAAAUUCAUCGUAUAUUUUGUUUCGACGAUCGAUUCCGUUUUGCAUAGAAUAUUUUCGAAUUUUUUUUUUUUUUUUUUUAAUAAUUAUAAAAUGCUAUUUUGCAUGUUGAAAGUUCGACUAGUUUCACGUUUAUCUUCUACGUGUAAGUAGUUUUUUGUGCCAAUCAAAAUGAAUUCGUUGCGAAUGGCAAAACGGAUACGAUACCAAACAGCGUUUUAUCGCUGAAAGGCGUCGACAAAAAGUUGUUGAAACUCGCCAAUUUGUAAGGGAACAUAUCAACGCAUAUGUAAAAUUAGAAGAAAAUAAUCUGUUGAAUUGGAAAAAUAAUCUUCUCUUUUAACGAGAAAUUUUAUAUAAUUUUUUUUUAUUAGAAAUGAUUCAAAUUGACAAUGAUACGAUCUUUUGGUUCAUCCUUUUUGGUUCAGAAGAAACUUAAUUUUUUUAUAUUUUUCUUUUCUUUUUUUUUAUUUUAUUUAUUUUUUUUAUUUUUAUUGUGAUUUGCUGUUUAUUUUUGCUUUAUUGAAAAAUAUAUAUAAUAUUAGAUAUAAUAUUUUGAUCAAAAAAAGUAAACACAGUAAGAUUCUUCAAAUUUUACAAUGGUAUAUGUACCCUUAAAAUAAGAUGAAUAGUGUUUCUGAACCGUUGAUCAUAAUCGAAAUGCCUCGUUGAUUAUUCUCAAUUUUGCUUUAAGUUUUCGAUUGCGAAUACCAGGAAAAUCUUCGAGAGCGUUAAGAUUGAAUCGAUUCAUCGAUUGAAAUCGUUAAUCGACGCGAUUAGUUUGCUUUUUAAAAAAAUUAAUCGACUUGAUUAACUGCUUCAAAAAAUAAAAGAUAAAAAAAAAUAACAAAGCGUCGAUUUAUCGUACCUUUAUACUAUUAAUAUUCUCUUAUUUAAGGGGAGGGGACGAUAAUAUCGAGCAAAAAAAAAAAAAAAAGGAAAAAAAUAGUAAACAA